Arachis ipaensis is the source of this 606-nucleotide messenger RNA. Its product is annotated as serpin-ZX-like. Lineage: Eukaryota; Viridiplantae; Streptophyta; Magnoliopsida; Fabales; Fabaceae. The record is from RefSeq and is a predicted model, not a curated record. Gene Ontology annotation, molecular function: serine-type endopeptidase inhibitor activity.
AUGUUAAGAGUAGUGUUUGAAAGGAAGGCCGAGACAGACAAAAGGUUGACACAAAAAUCAGGGACAUAUAAUACAUUUUUCAAUUUGCAUUUGAAGCAAUUUCUUGAAGCUUUUGACUAUGAAGUAACUGCAUCAGUUGCUGCACCUGGGAUGCACUUAAGGUCAAAUUUGAAUAUGGAUCUUGAGGUGUGUACUGAAUCUGAAUCUCUUGCAAACAUGCUCCCGAGCGGUCAUAAAAGAUUAGGUGUGUUAAAGAUCCCAAGAUUUAAGCUAUCUUUCAAGGUUGAGGCUUCUCAAAUGUUAAAGGAGAUGGGUUUGGUGUUACCAUUCAUGAAAGGAGCUUUGACAGAAUUGGUGGAAGAGAGAGCUGCGUAUCUUUCCGACAUCAUCCAGAAAUGCAUCAUUGAAGUGAACGAAGAAGGGACUAAAGCUGUUUCUGCUGCAAGGGUGCAAUUACCUACGACUGCAGGAAGAAGAACAACGAAGAAGCAGCCUCCUCCUCGUUUUGACUUUAUUGCAGACCAUCCAUUCUUGUUUCUGAUCAGAGAAAAGUAUACUGGAACUGUUCUCUUUGUUGGUCAAGUGCUCAAUCCUCUUGAUGGUUGA